AUGGCCGGGAUGAUCAGUGCCUUUGUCGAAUUACCAGGAGCUAGCAACCAUGAGGACUUCAAAUUCCCCUGGAGCCUGGACGAAAUCAAUCACUUGGUAUCAGAUCGGAAGGCCAAUAGGCAAGAAAAGAAGAAAAGCCAGGCCGUUCAGAGUCAAUUCUCAGAGUCUGAUUCGCGUGAGCAUUACGGAAAGCGGACCGCACCUGGACCUUCUUUAGCACCAGAUCCUCAAUCAAAGUAUUACCCGCAAGCUUCUCGGCCAUCUGCUACCACCCCCAAUCCUGGCGGCCCGACUCAAGAGCCAAAUAUCAGUUUAAAAAAGUCUUUAAAAUACGUCACGGGUUUGGUUAAACAAAAGAUUGUUUGCUUGGAAGAAAAGGCGGCUUUACUCAGCUACAAUGAAAGCCCGAAUGUGGUCGCUCCAAUCAAAACAUUACCGACCUCCCCUUCCGAUCCGAUGCAAAGGAAAAAAACCUCCGAGAGAAGGACAGAGGAAGAUAUCAACUUCGCCGAAGAGGAUAUGCUGGAAAGCAAAGCUAACUACAGCUACCAAAAAAGCCAAAAGUUAGAAAUGCGUUCAGAGCUCUACGAGAACCACAAAGCGUAUCCAAGUGCCCAAGGCUCAUCAACGUUCCCGCCGGGUUACUACCAGACUUGGGCUGAGAUUCCUGCUCAAGAGGGCGACGGUACUCCCAGAAUUAAACAGGCACAAAGAUCUGUCGAGAUGAACAAAGGUAAACGCAAGGACGACACCAGGAAAAAGCAGCCCAAGCAAGAUAAAGGUGAAAAAUCAAGCUCGAAUAUGGCCGGAGGCCUGAGGAAAAAGGUUGAGGACCCUGUCAAGAUGGAAGAGCGACCGUCCACCGGGAGUAGUAAAAAGGUUCAGGCUCCAGAAUCAAAAAGCAAAACCACCUCUUUGGGAGCUAACGACUUGCAGAUCCAUGAUGAUGAAAAUUUACUAUCUACACUCAAACGGUUCAAGACAAUAUUCUUGGUGGACGAUAGUGCAUCGAUGGCAACUAACGGACAUUGGGAGGAGGCUGUAAGAGUGUUAGUCGAGUUAGCCAAAGAGGCCUCACAACACGACACAGAUGGGCUUGACUUACAAUUUCUAAAUUCGGAAUCUCACUUCAAAAAUAUCAAAGCUUCUUCGCUCCUCCGCAAAUUCAAGACAAUCCAGCCCACAGGAGAUAGUACUCCCACCGAAACCAAGGUGGAAGAGAUUCUCCGACCUUAUAUUGAGACACUAGAGAUCCAAAAAGCAAGGCAUCAGCCACUUUCAAAACCACUGAACCUAGUCAUCAUCACUGAUGGAAUUCCAGAUGACAUUGAUAGUUUCAUUUCAAUCAUAAGUCAUGUCUCUUCAAAACUAGAUGAUGGUCAUUUCCCACUCAAUCAGAUUGGGAUACAAUUUCUUCAGAUUGGAACUGAAAAACGUGUCAGCUGGGUUUUGAAAAUUCUGGAUAACCAUUUGCAGAAAAGAUAUGGCAUCUCUAGGGAUAUGAUAGAUACUACUCAAUUCACUGGGGUGAUAGAUGAAGCCUUCAUUGUUAAAUGUCUUCUGGGAGGAAUCAACCGUCGAGUUGAUCGGAUCCAGUAUACUUCAACCUAG
Messenger RNA from Puccinia triticina, 1611 nucleotides. RefSeq lists its product as uncharacterized. NCBI's taxonomy places the organism in Eukaryota, Fungi, Basidiomycota, Pucciniomycetes, Pucciniales, Pucciniaceae. Bases 1 to 1611 code for a protein of 536 amino acids. The transcript has 7 exons. The record is from RefSeq and is a predicted model, not a curated record.